GAAUCAUGUACUGUAAAUGCUUAGUCAAGGUCCCACCCACUGAAGUAUGACGGCUAUUUCCGGUAUUUAAGAACGUUGGGUCACGUGUACAGCCAUGUUGAUAAACAGGAAUACAGUCGCCCCCCGCACCGUUCACUGCUCGAAGCCCGUUUUUUCCAGGUUCUCUGUGCAUCACUUGCUCAUACAGCUAAAGCGAACAGGUACUGUCGUCUUUAAUAAACAUAUUUGUUAGUUUGUGGGGAUGCUUUGGAGUGUAGAUACGGCGUUCUCUCCGCCUCGAUAGACAUCUCUGCCACAUGAAGAAAUAGAACCGAAAAUCCUACAAAGAGGAAGGCGACAUCAUGCGUAAUGUGUCUGCUGCUGCCUGCCCGAGCGAAAACGACACAAAAGAUGAAUCGGACGGGCUGGUAGAGCAGCUGAAACCCAUACAUCCCGAGAGGCUGAGGGGCACGGCAGGCUGCGAGACAUGGAGCGUGGCCUUUUCACCAGGUGGAACGUUCUUCGCGUGGUCAAUGGGCUAUGGGGUGGUGAAGGUGCUUUCGUGGCCUCUGCCAGGCGGCGAAGAAGGACAUGAUCGAGAUGGCUGUCAAACGGAUAAAGCCCCUGAAAGGACUUUAAAUUGUGGCCAUACAGUGUGGGGUCUAGCGUUUGGACCACAUCCGAAAAACCGGCCCGGUGCCAUAUGUCAGGCCAGUGAUAGCAUUGAUGACGACGUUCAAAGGUUGCUUCUUGCCACCGGACUCAACAAUGGCAUUAUCAAGAUCUGGCGAGUUGCAACCGGUGAGGCAGUGUUUAAUCUUGAAGGCCAUCAGUCUGUUGUCAGAGAACUGGUCUUCCCACCCAAUGGAACACUAACAUUGGUGUCCGGCUCUAGAGAUGGGACCCUGAGAAUAUGGGACCUAGAAACAGGCAAAACGCGGCAUACAUUGAGGAGCCGUGGAGGUUGGGUGGUGUGCUGCAGGGUGGCUCCAGACUGCAGUAUGAUUGCCUCAGUCAGCAGCUCAGACAACAGAGUUAGUUUGUGGAGUCUUCGCUCCUACACCUUCAUGAAGGGCCUGGCUGUCCACAGGCAAAGAGCCGUGUCGGCCUGCGACUUCUCCCCUGACGGAGGGAUGCUGGCUGUGGGCUCGUCGGACCCUCAAGCCUCCGCUGGCUGGAGGGUGGACCUCUGGGACCCCUACACCACUGAGCUCCUGGCUACACUACAGGACUGCUGUAACUGUGAACCUUUUAUGGCUCCCAAUUCUGUGAAGACACUGUGCUUUUCCCCUGAUGGGCUGAGCUUGGCUGUGGUUGCAGACCACAGAGCACUGAGACUAUGGGAACUGGGUCAGAACACGUUUGCGAUGGAGACGGACCUAACUGGAUUUCACAACGAGCUGUGCUGCACUUUUCAUCCACAUGGGGGCAUCAUUGCUACAGGGACAAGAGAUGGUUACGCUAGAUUCUGGAAGGCGAAGUCACCCGUCCUCAGCCUCAGCCACUUGUGCCGUGCCGUCCUGCGCUACUCUGUCUCAACUCCUCAGAUACAAGCCCUCCCCAUUCCUCAGAAACUUCUAGAAUUCCUCACCUACAGGGACCUCCCCAAAACACAAGAGGCGUACUGCCAAGCCCACUGGAGAUAACACUUCAGGGAUACAGUUCUUGAAGCCAUAGUUGCUACCCAUGUUAGCUACUUUGUUGUUUGCAAUGCAAUUUCCCAUUGACAACUAUCCAAGUUGCUAACUAGCUAACAACUAUGCUUUCUAGAAACGCACCCCAGAUCUCACUGAGCAGUGACAUUCAUGGAGUAUUCCGGUAUGAAUCAGAAUCAAUAGUCAGUAUUCAGUUUAAAACAAGUUCCUGAAUAUUCUAUGAACCUGUGUGAAAGCAUCCUACAGCUGUAAAAUUCCUGUCACACAACCCCAUUUGAGUGAAUAAAGAGUUUACAAGACACGUGCAAACCGAAACACAAGUCACCAUUGUGUUUAAAAAUCAGAAUACUCCGCGCAUGUAACUACACUCACUGAUCUGUAACAACACUGACGCUUGAUGUAUAAAAAAAAUCUAUUUAUUUAUUACUUCUGAUGAAUGUAUGUAUGCUUUACACAAAUGAUUCUGUACAUGUGUUAAAUGUGACUUUGUCCAGGUCUGUUCUGCCGUUUCUAUUGGCAAGAUUGCUGUUUACAAAUAAAAUGCUGUUUAGAAAGUUUACUGUCUAAAGCUGAGGGCAAAGAUCCAAUGACCAAAGUGUUUCUUGCUAAUUUAUGAAGCUUCACUGACCACCAGGUCUCUGACGGCUUGAAAAGCUCCAACCAUUGAGCUCAGCUGAAUCUUCUCACUGGUCCCUGAAGCCAGACGAUACCUUUCAAGAAAAGAAAAAAAAGACCAUUUUCAACACAUAUAUUGCAUUGAAUCACCAACAUGACUUACGGACAGAUAAGAAACCAUUAUUUAGGGGAAAAGGGGAGGAGAGAAAUCCACUCACUCGAUAUCAGCCAGCUUGAUGAGUAACCCCAUUCGAAUAGUAGGAGGGAAGUCAACUGAAAAGAAACCAUUCAGAAGUGAAUUAAGAGUGUUUGAUUCAAUAGCCAACACUCUAAAUACUAUGCUGACCAGAGGGGUGGGCGAUAUGACUAUUAUAUCAUAAAUCAUGAAAUUGAUUACAAGAUAGAGUAUCAUAGCGAUGUCUACUAACUUGCUUUCACU
This is a messenger RNA of Engraulis encrasicolus (European anchovy), 2688 nucleotides long. It is a transcript of the gene wsb2, whose product is annotated as WD repeat and SOCS box containing 2. Gene Ontology annotation, biological process: intracellular signal transduction; protein polyubiquitination. Gene Ontology annotation, molecular function: protein binding. The coding region runs from base 342 to 1625 and encodes 427 amino acids. The record is from RefSeq and is a predicted model, not a curated record. The transcript is spliced from 10 exons. Lineage: Eukaryota; Metazoa; Chordata; Actinopteri; Clupeiformes; Engraulidae.